Molecule: messenger RNA, 2684 nt
Organism: Pleuronectes platessa (European plaice)
Lineage: Eukaryota; Metazoa; Chordata; Actinopteri; Pleuronectiformes; Pleuronectidae
Gene: car15
Product: carbonic anhydrase 15
Exons: 8
Coding region: 977-1924 (315 amino acids)
Cellular component (GO): plasma membrane
Molecular function (GO): carbonate dehydratase activity; zinc ion binding
Source: RefSeq, a predicted model, not a curated record
UCCCAUCGUCUACGAGUGGGACGGGAUGGGGGGGGGGCUGACACACACUUAUCGCUGAGCUGCUCAGUCAAGACCCGGGUUCGAGUUUAGCAGACGGUGGAGAAGAGAAACCACAUUAAACUACUUCCUCUGAAAGUCAAGGAGAUAGAGUUAGACAUGAACUUCAAGUCAGAUUCCUUUAUUUAGCACAUUAAAGUGAAGUUGAGCCAAAGACUCAUGGGUAAAAAGAGGAGAUGAUCUAUGUCAGGAAUACAAUUUGUAGAAAAGUGAGUAAAAACACAGUAAAACACAUAGAAGAUAACAUAAAGGGACAUGAAUAAAAUAAAUGAAGUUAAUCUUUAUUUCCUGAGCUACAUAAUUAAUUCUGUAUGAAGUUUUCUUUUUUAUUUCCCAGUUAUUUCAGCUACAAAAGAUUAAAAAUUCUUUAACACAACUAAUUUCCUAAUCAGACAAUAUCUUUGUAUAUUUUUUUUAUCAUUUUUCUCUCAGAUAUUCAAUAAACAAAUAAACUACAUUGAAACUGUGCUGGACAGUGAUGAGGGUUAACAGAGGACAACCUGCCUAAAGCUCAUUAAAACACGCUCACAGAUGAUCAGGUGGAUUUUCCCAUCCAGGCCGUCACCGCUGACGCUAAAACCAUCCAUACGAUCUGCUGCUUUCUAUCUCAGCUCGACUUUCCCAUGAGAUGAAUGGGUCUGGUUACCAGUCGCUGGGCAUCGAUGCUGGCAGAGGCAAGGAGGAGAAGGAGGAGGAGAAGGAGGAGGAGGGGGGAAGCUGUGUGUGUGCAUCAAUGAGCCUGUUGAUCAGAAAAAAAAAGACCACUAGACUGGUAAUGACACAGUCCAGCGAUCAGGGCCAGAGGAAAUAAAAAAAACUCAGCUUUCACCUCCGUCUCCUUAUUUAAGAGGCGACUCCUGCACUGCUCCUCCUCAGUCUACCUCAAGAUACUGUCUGCUCCUCCGGCUGCGGGACGAAGAUGUGGACCGCUGCUCUCCUCGCGGUGCUGCUGUCCUCCGUGGACUCUGAUGAAUACUGCUACAAUCAGCCAGACUGUGAUCCUUACGCUUGGGGAGACAUGUUCCCGUCAUGUCACCCUUUACUUGAAGAGCACCAUUCUCCCAUUAAUCUGGACCAGCACACCACCAGGAAUGCGUCUCUGGGGCCUCUACACCUGGAGGGCUUCGAUGUGACGCAGCCGGGCCACUGGACACUGAACAAUGACGGACACUCAGUCGUGCUGCAGGUUGGCGGUGGGAUGUCCGUGAGCGGUGGAGGUCUUCCAGAUGUGUACCACACCAUCCAGCUGCACUUCCACUGGGGAGGCCCGGCCACCAACGGCUCAGAGCACACGGUGGACAGACGCAGAUUCCCGAUGGAGAUGCACAUAGUCAACAUGAAGUCCAUCCAUCCCAAUAUCACAGCGGCCCUGGAUGAUCCGACGGGACUGGCCGUGCUGGGAUUCUUCAUUGACGUUGCUUAUGCAGAGAAUGUGCACUUUGGACACAUUUCACAGAAACUGUCCUCAGUGGCUUAUAAGGGCCAGACGACCAGAGUCAAGCCGUUCCCGCUGAUGAGCCUCCUGCCGAAGCACAACAUGAGUCAGUAUUACCGCUACUCCGGCAGCCUCACCACCCCCCCCUGCUCCCAGGUGGUCCUGUGGACUCUCUACGAAGUCCCCGUCUUCAUCUCGUGGUCUCAACUGGCUCAGUUCACCUCGCAGAUCUUCUCCACGGAGGAGGAUGCAGAGCAGGUGACGCCCCUGCAGAACAACUUCAGACACGUGCACCCCACCUUCAGCCGCACCAUCUCCGCCUCCAGGGACGCCAGGCUCCUGGCGGGGGGGGCCGGGCGUCCCCUCGGGUCCCCUGUGUCCCUACAGCUGCUUCAGAUGGUUCUACUGGGGGGGUUCCUCUCGGCUCUUUAGCGCUGCCUCAAGUUCAAAUCAUAAAAACUCUGUGAUCAGAGAAACAUUCGAACCUGAGGUAGAGUUUACAGAUCUGUAGAGAUUGUCCAGCAAUGAAUACAUUUUUUUUAAACUGAGGAAAAGUACUGUUAUCACUUAACUUUCAUGAUUGUACCCUGCAUCACUAACACUUUAAUGUAAUGUGAAAGGAGCCCUGGUGCUAUUGAUACGUGCAUUUAUGACUGAAGGCCGUUAUUCACAGUGUACAGGUGCUUAUUCUUCAAAUAUUGGCUUAUUAUUUAGUUUUCAUUACUUUCUGUCAUUAUUGACUUUGGGCCUGAGAUCAUUUGUAGUUCAACAUAUUGUAAAAUUAAAGCUUGCUAAUGGUCUUUUACAUUUUUAUAAAACUUUAAAACUUUCAUAUAUAGCUAAAGAAUGGCAUGCUAACAUGUUGAUAUCAUAGCCUGUAUAUAAAGACAGAUGAAGUGUCUCCACCUCCGUCCACUCUCCAGAAAUGAAGCCGCUAACGCUGCCAUCUUGGGCCAAUGAAGAUACGAACACUCGACCAAUCACGAGCCAGUCUCAGCUGACAACCAUGACAUUUCAUCUGUUUUUUUUAUCAUCAAAUAACCAACUAAAGCAGAACUUCCUGUGAGCGCCAGCGAGGGGAACACAGAUGAGAAGUGUUCAAUUGAUUUGAGUCUGUGUGUCUAAUACGAAUUUCAGAGUUUUAUUUGAAAUGACUCCUGUUGAAGCGCUUCAAUAAAGAAUCUAAAAUAAA